Messenger RNA from Liolophura sinensis, 1392 nucleotides. RefSeq lists its product as uncharacterized. Lineage: Eukaryota; Metazoa; Mollusca; Polyplacophora; Chitonida; Chitonidae. The coding region runs from base 119 to 1189 and encodes 356 amino acids. The transcript has 7 exons. The record is from RefSeq and is a predicted model, not a curated record.
UCCUUGAUCCGGCAUUUUCUAUCGAUUUCUUGUUGGAAUUACUUCCUCACUUCCGUGAUAAAUUAGAUGCAGAAUCGGCCAGUGUCAUAAAGCUUCAGAAGAGCAUUCAAAGUACAAGAUGGAGGCGCAACGCAAGCCUUUAGUGAGCGAAGAAGAGAAAAAACUUUCCGUGAACGAAAAGCUUGAUCUUCUCGACAGGGAAGUUCGUCUGCUGUACGAAUUCUGCAAGAACUCUGGAUUUAAACCUGGAGAAAUUGAAAAGGCGGCGGCCCCAUUCUUAAACACGACCAAGAGGGUAUCACGGAGAAGAUGGCGAAAACGGGCCAUCGAUGCGGGGAAAAUAGCUACCCUCUUCGCAAUUCUUGGGUUUGCAUUGUUUUACAUCGAUCCAGUUUACAGGGGAAUGUGUUUCUUCGCCCGUCGAACAACCAUCAAGAUGCUGCCGUAUUGGGAUUGGACAAAUUUGUAUGACCAGCCAUGUCUGAUAGAGAAUCCAUACUAUGAAGGCAAUCAGAUUACAGAAGAAGACUGUAUGGCAUGUGAAUCAAUGAACUCUAUACCAGUGGAGGAGAAUAUCACCCAUUCUGUGAUGUCGGAGUUGUACCUCAAAGGACUGAGCCCUGUUAUAGUGACUGAUGCUAUGAAGGACUGGCCAGAGAGGAAGAAUAUGAACAUAGGAUAUCUGACAGAGCUGUACACAACCCACGAAGUUGUCAAGGAAUAUAUGAGUUGUGAUUACCUCAGCAAUAUACGAGUCAAGUUUGGAAAUCAUCGGGUGCUGCUGCGAAAAAUUGUGGCUGGAGAAGUCAGUACAUACUUUGCUCACUGGGAAAACUGUUUUAAGGAAGCAGCUAGAGUGUUCCGUGAGGUAUUUCCACGUCCAUAUUUUCUGCCUCCAAUGGUGGAGCAGACGGACACAAACUUUAUCUUCAUCUCCUCAGGAUUUAAUGCCAAGAGUUACAAACCUAUUGACACUUGGUCAUCCAUGUUGACCUUUGCACAGAUCAAAGGUCAGAACAAAGUCAAGGUCACUCCCAAAAUGCCAUGUGACAAAAUGUGUGAAGCAUUUGAAGACACACUGGAUGAGGGUGAAAUUUUGGUUGUGCCGUACUUCUUGUGGAACUUUAGCUAUCUGCCAGUGGGGGGAGAGGAAAACAUUGCUUUCGGUGUUGGUGGAAAUUUUGACUGAUUGUUUGAGUGACAGCGGAAGAAGAAAAUCAACAUCUUUGAGAAAUCCUGUUUUCCUAGUUAUUUAUGAUCAAAAUCAUCCAACCCAAAAAGUUGGCCUAGUAAUUAGUAUGAGAGAGCGAAUACUCAAUAAAUAUGAAAUUAAUUACAGGAUUUCAACUUUCUAAGAAUCUAAUCAAAGCAAUAAAUUUACAUGCAAUGCAA